UUUUAAUUAAAGCAUUUCCUUGAUUUUCUUUGUUGGCCCUCUUCUAUUUUUCCGUUUGAAAUUGAUUUAGGAGCUUGAUUUCUACUAAGAUGAACAACUCUGAAACUCCCCUGGAAUUUGAAGUUUCGCCAUGAAUGGGAUCAGAAACACUGUCUCUGCUGUUGGAGAGAUAGCAGGCGAGCUGGUCAAGCAGGUUGGAUGGCAGGUUUCAACAGAAACAGUGACAGACACGCUUCGGGCUUUUGCUGAUUUGGAAGAGAAAUAUGAAGACUUAAAGCGAGAAAAGCUGUUGCUACGCGUCCUGAGAAAUGAUAUAGAGAGUGAAGUUCAGAGAAGUAGAGAGAAAGCUACCACAAGUUCUUACAGCUUAUGGAUCACUGAGGCAUCAGAGGUUGAUGAAGAAGUGAAUGAUUUGUUGACCAAGUAUGAAGAAAUGAAAACUUCAAACCGAUUUUGGCUACGACCAAGUCUGUCUUCAGAGAUGGAAAAAAUGAUUGUUGCAAUUAAGCAACUAGUUAAAAAGAAAAGUUCUAUGGUUUUUCAAGUUGACAAGCCUCCAGAGCGUGUCUUAAAAAUUUUAAACGCUCCUCAUAUUGUAGGUUAUCCUACCCUACAAGGUGCACUAGAAAAAGUUCUGGAGUUGGUCAAAAAUAGUAAAAUAAAAGCCAUUGGAGUUCAUGGGUUGAAAGGGGUGGGGAAAACAGCAAUAAUGCACAAUUUGAACAAUCAUGAAGAGGUUGCCAAGUUGUUUGAUAUUGUCAUUUUUGUGAGAGUCUCGGAUGAUGAGACUCAUCUUGAACUCCAACAAAAAAUUGCAAGGCGAUUGAAGGUGGACAUCAAAGGGAUCGAUGACCCUGAAGAUAUUGCUCGAAAAAUCCAUGAAGAUCUGAAGAAUAAGAAGUAUUUGUUGAUUUUGGAUGGAGUAGUGGACUCUAUUGAUUUGAGUCAGCUGGGAAUGCCAAACAAUGACAUUUAUAGUAAGGUUGUGGUAACUGCUCAACAUCAACAAGUUUGUACCUUGAAUGAAGCAGACAGGUUGAUCAAAGUUGAGCCAUUAUCUCGUGCUGAGGCAUGGAAGAUGUUUCGAGAUACUGUUGGUCCUAUAAUUGACCGGCCAGACAUUCCAGAGAUUGCUCAACGUGUAUGUGACAAGUGUUCUUGUCUUCCACUACUAAUACAUAAGAUAGCACGUUCUUUCAAAUUGAAAGGGAGUGCUUCAAGUUGGAGGGCAGGGCUGGAAGAUCUCGAAGAACGAUGGCCAGAUUAUGAAAAUGAAGGUGUGAAUGAGUUGUACUCAUUCCUGACAUUCUGCUAUGAUGAGUUGAAAGAUGAAAAGAAACAGAAAUGCUUUCUGUAUGCUUCAUUGUACCCGGCUGAUAGCCAGGUUUACAGUGAUUAUUUGGUGGAAUGCUUGGCGGCUCAGGACUUCCUUGGUGAUGUCAAUGGUAUAAGAAAGUACCAAAAUGCACGUGAUCGUGGUUAUGCAAUACUAGAGCACCUCGCUAAUGUCUCAUUACUAGAAAAAGGAAAACAAAUGAUAUAUGUCAGCAUGAAUGGUUGUAUGAAACAACUUGCAUCAUAUAUAUCUUCUAAAUAUCCUGAGUGUAGUACUUAUGUCCAUGCUAGAGAGGAACUUGGGGAUCCUGAAACAUCAAAAUCUUGGCAAAAUGCUAAGUGGGUAUCUUUGAUUGACAGCAAUUUGCAAGCUUUACCAAUAGACCAAGAUUGCAGUAAGCUCAAGACGUUAUUGUUGCAGAAGAAUCCAGAGUUAUCUACAAUUCCUAGAACAUUUUUCAAGAAGCAUAUGAGAAAUCUGCUGGUGUUAGAUUUGUAUGGUACUGGAAUUAAAAGUCUUCCAUCAUCUGUAUCGAAGCUGACUGGUCUAAGAGGACUGUAUCUUAAUGAUUGUAAGCAUCUGACAUUGUUGAAUUGUGGAUUAAGAUCACUUGAACGGCUUGAAUUCCUUGACAUUCGCGGAACCAAAGUGGCCUUCUUAUCAUCUGAUAUUGGAUACUUGACCAAUUUAAGGUGCUUGCGAAUCCCAUACAUUAAAAUUGUAGAUCAAAGUGAAGAUCCCGCUGUCAAUGCUGAUUAUGGUGCGCUCUCAAGGCUUCAAAAAUUAGAAGAAUUGAUAAUUGAAGUGGUUUCCUACCAGGAAUGGUGUAAUGAUGCUGCGAAUGUGAUGCAGCAGUUGGCUUCUCUGGAAAAUCUAACCAACCUCAGGUUCAGUUUUCCCACUUCAAAUAUUCUUGAAAAUCUUCUAACAAGGAGAUCUGGAAAGCAAUUCAGUUCAUUCCGAUUCUUCAUCGGAUGUCAAAACUCUAAGCGUCCUUCAAUUCUUGAAUCUUUUGAGUACAGAAUUUCCAAAUAUUUAAGAUACAACAAUGGCGGCUGCGAGGACACUCCUGCAAUUAGUGUUAUACUUCCCCAAACUGAUGCAUUAGAAUUGAUCAACUGUAACCACAUCAGAGACCUGUCAAACCUUGGAGCAGAAAGCUUGAAGCGUAUACGUGGUAUUCUGAUUGAGAAAUGCAUUGAAAUUCAUACCCUUUUACCAGGAAUUGUGAAUGGCACAAGACAUGUAAGCAUCCUUCCAAAUCUUGAGCAACUGCACCUGAUAAAUUUGCCCAGGUUGAGUUGUGUUUUGGAGGUCCCUUGCAUCAGGAAUCCCUUUCCAAACUAAGGGCUUUAACAUUGAAAGAUUGCUCAUCUUUGAAAUACAUUUUUGGUGAUGGAGCUAUUCAACAUUUCUCAGAACUUCAUAUCCUAGAAGUUCAAAACUGUUCAGAUUUUGAAGAACUCGUUGCAGCGGCUGAUCUUGGCAGCGUCAUGCUUCCCAAAUUAGAGGUUUUAGUGCUGGCAAAUUUGCCAAGAUUCAGAUCUGUGUGCAUAGAUCAGACAUUGCCGUGGUCCUCACUGGAGGUCCUUAAAAUACAUAAAUGCUCAAAAUUGAGAUCAUUGCCUUUUAGCAAGGAGAAGGCAACCAACCUGAGAUCUAUCAAAGGUGAACAAGAAUGGUGGGAUGAACUGCAUUGGACGGACAAAGAGCAUUUUCAACAUGCAUUUGCAGCCUCAAGUGAGCAUUAGUCAUUUUUCUUUGUUGUACUUAUUGAUGUAUGAAUUGAAAGACUAGUUGUGCCUUUCUCAUGGACUAUUACAUUCCUAGAUCCUAGUGUGGUUUGGUACUGCUGUAAACUGUAAGAAGUAUAUGACUGCUGUAAUAUGUGUUUUGUUACUUUACCACGACUGUUGUAAUUUGUUCUGUAUUACUUUAAUAUUUAAAAUGUUGACGAUAUAGAGCUUGUUGAAAAUAUCAGUUGAUGUUC
Messenger RNA from Prosopis cineraria, 3326 nucleotides. RefSeq names its product probable disease resistance protein At1g61300. The record is from RefSeq and is a predicted model, not a curated record. Gene Ontology annotation, molecular function: ADP binding; protein binding. The transcript is spliced from 2 exons. NCBI's taxonomy places the organism in Eukaryota, Viridiplantae, Streptophyta, Magnoliopsida, Fabales, Fabaceae. Bases 131 to 2683 code for a protein of 850 amino acids.